Colius striatus (speckled mousebird) is the source of this 3329-nucleotide messenger RNA. RefSeq names its product stanniocalcin 2 (gene STC2). The transcript is spliced from 4 exons. NCBI's taxonomy places the organism in Eukaryota, Metazoa, Chordata, Aves, Coliiformes, Coliidae. Bases 182 to 1087 code for a protein of 301 amino acids. Gene Ontology annotation, biological process: intracellular calcium ion homeostasis. Gene Ontology annotation, molecular function: hormone activity. The record is from RefSeq and is a predicted model, not a curated record. Gene Ontology annotation, cellular component: extracellular region.
CCUCAUGCGAGUGACACCGGGGCUCGGCGGGGAUAUUUGAGGCACCUCCGGCACUUGUAGCAGCCAGUCCGCGCUCGCCGCCGUGCCGGGCACAUGCGGUUCGCGGGGCCGCGGCGAGGAGUGCGCUGGGCCCGGGUGCGGCACCCCGCGGGGGAGGACGCGGCGGCGGGAAGGCGCGACCAUGUGCGCGGAGCUCCGCGGGAAGCUGUUGGCACUGGCCCUGCUGCUCGCCAGCGCCCGGGCAGCGGCGGCCGCGGCCACUGAGGCCACUCACCCGCCGGAGGGGCCGCAGGACAGGACCCCGCAACAGAAGGGGCGACUGUCCCUGCAGAACACAGCUGAAAUCCAGCACUGCCUGGUUAAUGCUGGCGAUGUGGGCUGUGGAGUGUUUGAAUGCUUUGAAAACAAUUCCUGCGAGAUCCGAGGCUUACACGAGAUCUGCAUGACAUUCCUGCACAACGCUGGGAAAUUUGAUGCCCAGGGAAAAUCCUUCAUUAAAGACGCUCUGAAGUGUAAGGCUCAUGCCUUGAGGCAUAAAUUCAGCUGCAUCAGCCGUAAGUGCCCUGCCAUUAAAGAGAUGGUGUUCCAGUUACAGCGGGAGUGCUACCUGAAGCAUGACCUCUGCUCCGCUGCCAAGGAGAACGUCCAGGUCAUUGUGGAGAUGAUUCACUUCAAAGACCUGCUGCAGCAUGAGCCAUAUGUUGACCUGGUGAAUAUCCUGCUCACUUGCGGCGAGGAGGUGAAAAAGGCAAUAACAAGAAGCGUUCAGGCCCAGUGUGAACAGAACUGGGGAAGCCUCUGCUCCAUCCUGAGCUUCUGCACCUCGGCUGUGCACGGUGAAGCUCUCCUGGGCCCCGAGAAGAAGGCGGGUGAAGGCAGCAAGGCCGCUGCAGGCCGCGGGGACGUGCUGGCCCACUCCGACCCCGACCACAGGGAGAGCUCGCGAGCGUCCAAGGCAGAAAGAGGUACUAAGGGCCAGCUGAGUGCCCACGGCCGGGGCAAAGCUGGAGGCCACGGUCCCAAAGGGGCACAUGGGAUCAUGGACCGGGCAGAUGAACUGUCCGACUUCUCUGACAUCCGGAGGUGAAAAGAGGCACCAGCUCCCCCGUUCCCUCCAUCCUCCCCCUCCCUCCACUGGAAGCCACCUCCGUUGAGUCCCAUCUUCCCGUCUAUGGACAUUCCAAAGCAUUUCCCAUUCAGAGGUCAAGCACAGGGCAUUGCAAGAUAUAUAUGGACCUCAGCAACAGUGUAUAUAGUAGCAAAGGGAGAGCAGUGGCAAUGGGUUAUUGAUCCAGCAAACUCGACACUUGCGCAGCCACCAAACGUGGCAAAAUGUUUCUGACUAAAUUCUUUUCCCCUGUUUUAUAGAGUGGACAUCAGAUGAAAUUUAGGAUCUUGUUUGGGGGUUGUUGGGUUGUUUUGGGUGUUUGUUUGGUUGGGAUUUUUGUUUUUUUCUUGGUCCCCUUGGCUGGGGAGAAGGUUCCAAGAGGGCUCUGACAGAUUGCAUCUGGCUGCUUGUGGCUUAGCACCUCCGGAGGUUUGGGGCACAGCCUUGCAGCAGAUGGCUGAAUUCCAGGGGGAUAUGGUUUCUGCCUGUGGCUGAGAAUGCAAGAGCUCAAGGCUCUCUAUGUGACACUCUUUAAUGAAAUAGCUACCCCAGUCACUGGCACAGGAACCAUGGGGUCUGGAGCUCCACCACUUUCUCUUACCUAACUUCUGAGCCGUUGGUCCCAUCCGGGUGAUGCUGCCUAGUUUAAGUGCCCCCUGUUUGUUUUUUAACCACUGCAUAACUUGACACUUGCUAAUCCAGUCACUUUAGCAUAUAAGGCAAGUAGUCAGCUUCCAGACAUGGCAAUGUGACUGUUAAGACUUGCAUGGUAUGGAGUACCUCCAAGAGUAUGCUCGCGCACCUCUAAAACCCCUGUGCAUAUUCUCUGCUGGCACCUGCCCACUCAGUGAUACAGGUCCUCUUCCUCUAGGGGCAGACCAAGGUUAAAGGAUGGGUGUAGGCUCAGACAGCGAAGGACCCCAUACAUUUAGCUCUUCUGCAGGGCUGUGUUGAAGGCCCAUCAGAGAUCUGUCUCUCCUUAGCAGGAGCAUGGUGCAGUCUGCUGGGAUGUUGAGCCCCACCCUAACCUGCCUAUCAGCUGUGGUUUAUCCAAAUGCCAAAGAUAAGGAGAGGGGGUUGACUUGCAUUUUGUUUUGAACUGUCACGCAGAUAGUGACCACCAAUCUCUGCAGAAUGAGUUACUAAAGAUGAAGAGUGUCAAGAGCUUAUUGUCUCAAAGCGGGUUUUCAGUGUGAAUGAGGUGUUUGGGCACAUCUCUCCUACCCCCUAUGCAAUUGCAAUGCUCAGGUUGCAGCUCUGCAAUCCUAUAUCCCCAGACAUUGUGCUGGAAAUGGAGGUUACAGCAUCCACAGGGGACAAAAGGGUGAGCUCUUGGUGAGUUUUCUUAGACAGGAAAAAAAAAGCAAGCAAGUUUUCUUAGAAAGUGGGAAUCACACCAGGGAUUGGAGCCUUCUCAUUUAGAAAGUUUGGGAGGAAAGCUGUGGGGGCCGGAAGGCAGUUCAGUAGAGACAGAACGUACCCGGUGAACUAACGUACGUCUUGUCGCAUGGUGGGAAGGAGCUGCAUAAACAGUAGAGGGUGUUGGAAUUUGGCUACAAGCUCCAACUCAGUUUCUGCUAAGUGAACGCAGCUCCUAAUAGCUGUAUGCAGGGUUUAAUGCAUGUACCCACCUGCAGAAUUUUAGAGGCAUUGCUUUUAAUAGAAGCCAUGUAGGAAGCGAGAGAGGACCGUUAAGUUGAAAAGGUGUGUCUCUAUGUGAGCACCAGGCCUUUGCUUAAGGACAUGACCUUGAUCCUGCCUGGUUUUAGCUGAGUGCUGUGACUAUAUGUUUUAAUUGGGAAGAAGUGGGGCCAGGCCUGCUUCUGACAGCAGCCAGCUCCUCUGCUCCCAAACCUACGUGGCUGCUGGUUUCUAGUGUGCCUCCAUGGGUUUCCCCGUGAGCAUCCUCUCCCCCCUUGGUGACAUACAGUCACCAUGAAGAACAAGCUCAAACCAAAAAGGAAAAAAAAAAGACAAUCCAAGCAUUUUAGUAAAACCAAAACAAACACAAAACAGAAGCAACAACUCGCUGCCAAGGUAAUGUUCUUGCAUUGAACUAAAACAAGAUCCCUCACUCGUUAGAGGUCUGAUUCGUCAAUGGGAACCAAACAGACAGAUCUACAUCCUCGAAUGUCUCCAGUCAACGUACCACCUCAGCAUGCAUACAGUUUUGUUUGUAUUCAUUUGUUCUGGGGGGGGGAAAUUGUAUAUUCCCCUUGUU